AUGUCUUCCGAAAAUCCUAAGCCGUUGCCGUCAGCCAGUUCGGGGGUAGUUGCUCACCGCCGUCCGACUACAGAGAAACGAAAGCGCAAGCGACCUGCAAGUUCCCAACAUCCGACAUCAAGAGAGCUUAACAGCAGAUCCAGCUCUGAGUGCCCCGGUGACUCGGCAACUUCGGGCAAACACCUCUUCCCAUCAACAAAAGACGACAAAGGAAACGCCCAGGCGCAAGCAACGGAGGAGACGGAUGAUAUUGCCAAUGCUGGCCAUGCAGCAGAAGAUGAACUCGCGAAAGAGCACCUUGUCGAAUUCUUCAGCCAAGAUCUGCAGGAUAACCCCAUACAGGCACGUUCGACAUAUGUGGGCAAUGAGCUUUCGAACCUAAACUACUUGGUGCGCCAACGUUCAGUGAAUCAGCGGGUCUAUCACUAUCCCUGCUCUAAUGUAUAUGUUCCGCGGGUGUUUCGCAACUCUCAAAUCUCCGUCACCCCGAAUCUGAUACCCAAAGAUGCAUUUGUCAUUCCCCCAAAGCAUAUAUCCGAUGUUCUCAUCGCAGAAUACUUUGAACUUGUUCACCCCGGCCUACCGAUCAUUGAUAAGGACAGGUUUCUCAGAAACUAUCAUGAUCCAGAUUCAGCACCUUCAACAUUGUUGUUCCAGGCCGUGUGCCUUGUUGGUAGCCAUGUAACAAGGAAGUUCAAGAAUAACCAAGAGAUGAAGGCGGCUUUUUUUAGGCGCGCAAAAGUUUUGUUGGAAGGUCGGUACGAAGAGGACCGAAUGCAUGUAGUACAAACAGCUUUAUUGCUGACGUGGUUUUCUGAUGGUGGCGAUGAUAUCUGCGCUAAUUCGUGGUGGUGGAUCGGCAUCGCUGCCCGGACAGCCAUAGGUCUUGGUAUGCAUCGGGAAGUCGGACCAAGCAAAAUGCCCCAGCAGGAUAAGAUCAUCUGGAGGAAGAUAUGGUGGUGUGUGGUCCAAUUUGAUUGCUUGGUAACGUUGGUCUACGGACGACCCCAACAAGUAAACUUGGAUGAUUGCGAUGUCCCAGAUCUGGAGCCGCAAGACUUUGAAGGAGAAGAGGACUCUGUUGAAGUCGACUUUGUUGUGCAUCACUCCAAGUUGUGUGCUCUGAUAUCUGGCUUAGUAAGGUCGCACUUCUCGGUAAGAGCUGCAAAACAAGGUAUUGAGAAAAGAAUGGCACUUGACGCCAUAGAUGCAGCUUUGGCAGAGUGGUUGAUGAGUUUACCACCGUUAAUGGCAAGCAGUUCGGCUCCUGGACCUUGGUCAUCGCUGCUUCACUUAACAUAUAACACGGUGCUUUUGCAAUUCCACCGGUCCGCAUCCCAUCUCACAGGGAAUUCGCAUGAUUCGGAAAGAACUGGUGAUGAAGAAAUCUGCUCUGAUGCCUCCACCAACAUCAUACAGAUAUUUGAAACGCUGCACCAAAACUCUUUUCUAAGAUCCUGUUGGUUCUCAGGCCCCAGUAGCUUGUUUGCAGCCAUGCUUCAGAUUAGUGGACAACUACAGAGUGCAAAUCCAAUUCUAGCUCUUCGAGCACGUACGAAAUACGAGUCAAGUUUGGUAACACUACGCAAGUUAAGCCGAUAUUGGCUCUUUGCCACGUCUGUAUGGAGACUCUUUCAGUCCAACUCUAUUAGAGCAGAGAAGGAAAAGUUACGCAAAAAUGGGGAAUCUACCGUACCGGCUGCCACGGACGAAGUCUCACCACCGCAGUUCUCUCCAGCCGACCUUUCAGUUUCAUCAAUAGCCGGACCAGGGUCCAACUCUGAGCAAAUAAUUACAGGAGGAAGCUCUUAUCCAACACAUACGCAACACUCCACGGAAAUGGAUUGGGUCCAGAUGCUCUCCUUCAACGAUCCGAAUCUGACUCUGAUGAAUGUUGAGAGCAAUCGGUGGCAGAACAAUCCGGACCAGUGGAACUCAUUGUACUUCAGCGACCCCCUUGCGAAUAUUCAACUUGGAGACCAUUUUGCAUACAUGCAGUUUCAGGCGCCUCCGUAA
Messenger RNA from Pochonia chlamydosporia 170, 2016 nucleotides. RefSeq names its product fungal specific transcription factor. Gene Ontology annotation, molecular function: DNA binding; zinc ion binding. Gene Ontology annotation, biological process: DNA-templated transcription. The coding region runs from base 1 to 2016 and encodes 671 amino acids. The transcript has 3 exons. Lineage: Eukaryota; Fungi; Ascomycota; Sordariomycetes; Hypocreales; Clavicipitaceae. The record is from RefSeq and is a predicted model, not a curated record.